AUGCAGCUGCUCACGCCGACUCAUGUCCGGAAGUUCCGCGCAUGGCUCGAAAACGACAAGCGGCAUCGAAAAGACCUUGCGCUGUCCAUCAAGUCCCUCCGCUUCUGGCCGGGGUCGAACAUAGCCUUUCACAGCGGAGACGGAACGAUGCGGGAACUCCAGGAAAUGGUUGCGGAAAUCAUCUCCGCGGCGCGGAAUCUCCGGGCCCUCGAUCUCAAUCCUUUUCUCCUUUUCUACCGCAACACAUGCGUUGGUGCAUCAAUCGCUACGCUGAAGCAUCUGGUCAGGCUGCAUCUCCGAACCUACGACGAUGCUGCGCUAGCGGUGCUAUGUACAAUAGAGUCUCCUUUACGACAUCUCCAGUUGUCCGUUGACGGCUACCUGCUCGCCAUGCAGGUGCAAACACCCCGCCUCCAAGGGGUCCUGUCCGCAAUAUCUCAUCUCCGCAACUCUCUGCGUACGCUGGAAGUCUUUGCCAACCUCCCCGACGUCCCCGCUUCGACGGCUGCAUCAGAAUGUGUCCCUUUCCCUGCCAUCCGCAUCCUCAGGCUAAUCCACCCAACGAGCAUUCCCUUCGAUCUCUACCCUCUCUUUCCUGCCGCAGAGAUCAUCAAGACAUCUUCGGAACACACUGUCCAACCUCGGAAUGAGGAUAAUGCGGUACUACUGCGGAGACUCAAGCAUCUCGAGGCACACCCUUCCGAGGUCCUCAAUCACUCCAAACGUUUUCCACGGGUCUCGUACCUCCGCCUCCUCGGAGGCGUGGUGAAAAUCAUGGCGGACGGUCGACUCCGAGAACUUGUGGAUGCUAUCCGCUGCAUAGACCCUGUUGGCUUGUGCUUCGUCGUCGACAUUCCACUCAUAGGGAAAGAUUUCUGGGCGGGCAUCGGGCGGGCUGCACCGACGCUCCGGUGCCUCAUGCUCAUUUUCCGCGUAACGCCGCUCACAAUGUUCUCUGCCAUGGAUACACUCGAGUCCGACUCCGCCACAAUCUUCUUGUCGCACAUCCUGAGAGAGCUGAUGGCCUGCGCGGACAAGCUUCCGCCUCUGGUCAGCCUCUCGAUCGUAGUCGAGCACCAAAACUAUCGCAUCAGGACCGCCUUCGACCAGCUACGCGCCAUCGACGUAAAUGGUUCCGUUCCUGCCCAUCUCAGCCCGAUCACGCACAUCAUACACGCUUUUGCUCACCACGUCGCGAGCGCGAUACCCUCAUUGCAACACGUCGGCUUCGCGCAAAUCCCGCCAAAAGCUGACAUUUUGGACGGGGGGCAAGGUGUCUGUGGCUGGUACGAGGACGUGUACGAUGCGGAACUUUUGGCGGGGGAUGGACAGGCUCAAUGGUGGUGCGUGGCUGAGGGCGCGCAGGGGCGCCAAUUAGAGGUCGUUCCGAUACGGGCGGUUCAAGACUCGUGGUGCGCGUCGAUAGCUGCCGGGAAAUAG
Molecule: messenger RNA, 1440 nt
Organism: Trametes versicolor FP-101664 SS1
Lineage: Eukaryota; Fungi; Basidiomycota; Agaricomycetes; Polyporales; Polyporaceae
Exons: 2
Coding region: 1-1440 (479 amino acids)
Source: RefSeq, a predicted model, not a curated record